CGUCCGACGCACACACGCACAAAUAUGGCGGCAUCCGUUUCACCUCUACGCUCCUCCUUCAGGAUUUGCUCACCGUUAACCGCGCACUAUCAACGCUGCCGUGCCAAACUGCGGACGCACAGAAGGAACGAGAAUCAAAGCAGGCCUCUGUAUCACUCUGUGAGAAGGCAUGCUGCUGUGGUGAUUUCAGGAACAGAGUUGGCUCGUCAGAUUCACAGAGAAAUUCAGCGUGAUGUGGAAGAGCUAGUUGCACAUGGCAACAUGAGACCACACCUUGGCGUAAUCCUAGUUGGAGACGACCCGGCCAGUCAUACCUAUGUUAAGAACAAGACCCGGGCGGCCACCAUCCUGGGUAUUUCCAGUGACACAGUGGUUCGACCCAGCUCAGUGUCCCAGGAAGAGCUGCUGGAGCUGAUCGAUAAGAUGAACCGUGAUUGGAGGGUCAGCGGCCUCUUAGUGCAGCUGCCACUUCCAGAUCACAUCAAUGAGCGAGCUGUGUGUAAUGCCAUCGCUCCAGAGAAGGAUGUGGAUGGUUUCCAUAUUGUGAAUAUUGGAAAGUUGUGCCUGGACCAGAGAUCUAUGGUACCUGCAACGCCGGCAGCAGUCUGGGAAAUGAUCAAAAGAGCAGGAAUUGAGACUGUGGGAAAGAAUGUCCUCGUUGCUGGUCGAUCUAAAAAUGUUGGAAUGCCCAUUGCUAUGUUGCUGCAUACCGAUCGCAACCAUGAACGCCCUGGAGGUGAUGCCACAGUGACCAUCGCUCACAGAUGUACACCGAGGGAUCAGCUGAAAGAGCUAACUGUCCUGGCGGACAUCAUCAUUGCAGCAGCAGGUGUUCCUGGCCUGAUCACAGCAGACAUGGUGAAAGAGGGUGCAGCAGUUAUUGACGUUGGCAUAAAUCGCAUCCUAGACCGGAACACAGGGAAAGUCCGCCUCAUCGGGGAUGUGGAUUAUGAGGGAGUGAAGGAGAAAGCAGCUUUCAUAACACCUGUUCCUGGUGGUGUGGGUCCAAUGACUGUUGCCAUGCUAAUGAAAAACACUGUGACUGCUGCCAGAAAUGCACUCAUGCAUUAAAACCAGCAUACACCCUUCAUUUUAAACAGCGUUACGCAGAGGAAAGAGCAUACGAACGUGCAACAACCUGCAUACAUUUCAAUACACCCUCAAAUGCAAACUCUUCUGCUGAACAUCCAACACACUUUUAUUUCAACAUUUAUGACCUCAAGUGUUCAUACCUGCCUGGAAACCUACUUGAUAUGUACCGCUUAUAUCCUUAUUUAUUAUUUGUUUAUUUAUUUAUUUAUUUAAUGCACAUUUUGCUUUUUUACAUGUAUUUUUUCUACUGCAGUGUUUUGACUGAAUAUGCUUAAAACUAACUGGAACAAAGUCAUAAUAAAAGUUAGUUAAUGUCAGGGCGACAGUGCCCAGGUUUA
Molecule: messenger RNA, 1430 nt
Organism: Fundulus heteroclitus (mummichog)
Lineage: Eukaryota; Metazoa; Chordata; Actinopteri; Cyprinodontiformes; Fundulidae
Gene: mthfd2l
Product: methylenetetrahydrofolate dehydrogenase (NADP+ dependent) 2 like
Exons: 8
Coding region: 25-1071 (348 amino acids)
Biological process (GO): tetrahydrofolate interconversion
Cellular component (GO): mitochondrion
Molecular function (GO): methylenetetrahydrofolate dehydrogenase (NADP+) activity; methenyltetrahydrofolate cyclohydrolase activity; methylenetetrahydrofolate dehydrogenase (NAD+) activity
Source: RefSeq, a predicted model, not a curated record